Molecule: messenger RNA, 3010 nt
Organism: Cucurbita maxima (winter squash)
Lineage: Eukaryota; Viridiplantae; Streptophyta; Magnoliopsida; Cucurbitales; Cucurbitaceae
Product: DNA repair protein RAD16
Exons: 17
Coding region: 339-2960 (873 amino acids)
Molecular function (GO): ATP-dependent chromatin remodeler activity; ATP binding; metal ion binding
Source: RefSeq, a predicted model, not a curated record
UAAAAUAAAUUAUUCCAACAUCAAAUAUUUCACGUGACGACGUAAGUCACGUUGAAGUGGCCAAGCCGCCGAAGUAAAUAAGCAUACAAACAUUUACCAAAAUAGCUUGUUGGGGGAGUUUUAGGCGUCUUCUGGGAAUGAACGUGAAACGCAGCGUUUGGUGGUCCCCGCAACUCAUAUCAUGGGUUUUCGCGCCCGCAAUCACAGUCGUUUUUCACUGCAAAGCUGCGCUGUCGCUUCUAGGCCUACUUCUUCGUCUUCUUCCUGCUGCUCAAGCGUGCGUCAUCGUCCGAAGCGGAGAAUAGAAGAGAAGAAAAUCGCAGCGUUUCGUGGUUCCGAUGAAGCUUCGUCCUCGUAAACCGACCUCCAAUAUUUUGAUCCAAGGAAACGCAGACGGUGAUGCUUCUGAUGAUAUAGACGUGUCGUCUCUUUUUUCUGACAGUGAAAGUGAAGAUCCUUCCUCGAGUUCUGAGGACUUUUGCGAGCCUUCAACAAAGAAGUCUAGAGCAAAGAAAAAGAGAAAAGGUAUUAAAGAGGAGGGGCCUAGCAUCGAGCAGGAAGUGUGGAGAAAAGUAGGUAAUGAUGGAAACCCACACAAUCAGACACCAGAAGUUAUCCCCGUCCAGGGUGUGGUUGAUAUAGGGAAGCCAAAGGCCAAGUACUCAAGAAAGAAAAAGCAAAAACCUAUCCUUUUGUGGGAUGUCUGGGCGGAAGAACAUGAGAGAUGGAUCGAUGAAAACAUUGAAAAAGAUUUUGAUAUGGCUAGUCAAAAUGAAGUAUUGACUGAAGCUGUUGAAACACCCUCUGCACUUACGAUGCCCCUUCUGCGGUAUCAGAAAGAGUGGCUAGCUUGGGCACUGAAGCAGGAAGAUUCUCCAGUUAGAGGUGGGAUACUUGCAGAUGAAAUGGGAAUGGGAAAAACCAUCCAAGCAAUUGCCCUGGUACUUGCUAAACGUGAGUUAUCUGGAGCUGGACUAAGGAGACCCUCCCCAUACCCAAGUUCUUCCAAGGACUUCCCUUUGAUCAAAGCAACACUUGUGGUAUGUCCCGUGAUUGCUGUAAGCCAGUGGGUAAGUGAGAUUGAUCGUUUCACAUUAAAGGGAAGUAACAAGGUGCACGUGUUUCAUGGUCCAAAACGAGCACAGAGUCUUGAGACUUUAUUUGAAUUUGAUUUUGUUAUUACAACAUACUCUGUCGUUGAGGCUGAAUACAGGAAACAUUUGAUGCCUCCCAAGGAUAGGUGCCCUUACUGUAGUAAACUAUUUUAUAAGAAGAAUUUGAAGAUUCACUUGAAGUACAUUUGUGGUCCUGAUGCUGUCAAAACAGAGAAGCAGGCUAAGCAAAUAAGAAAAAGGCCUAUUCAGCCACAACUAUCGAAAGGGGAAGUAUCUGCUAAAGAUAAGAACAACAAUUUUCACAAUAGUGGCAGCCAGAAAAGCACUUUUGGACAGACAAUGGGGCAGCAUGAGAAUGAUGAAAACCCUUGUGGGAAAUCAAUAUUGCAUUCUGUAAUAUGGGACCGUGUCAUUUUGGAUGAGGCGCAUUUCAUAAAAGAUAGACAGUCUAAUACUGCAAAAGCUGUUCUUGCGAUUUCUUCUUCAUUUAGAUGGGCUUUAAGUGGCACACCUAUCCAGAAUCGUGUAGGGGAGCUUUACUCUCUUGUUCGCUUCCUGCAAAUUGUGCCUUAUUCUUUCUACUUCUGUAAGGACUGUGAUUGUAGAACACUCGACCACAGUUCUGUUAGCUGUCCUGACUGCCCUCAUAAACGCAUGCGGCAUUUUUGCUGGUGGAACAAGUAUAUUACGCUACGGAUUCAAAAUGUUGGGAGAGGUCCUGAGUUUAAAAGAGGUAUGAUAUUGCUGAAGCAUAAAAUUUUAAGUAGCAUCGUACUACGACGCACCAAAAAGGGUAGAGCUGCUGAUCUUGCUCUUCCUCCUAGUAUUGUUUCAAUUAGGCGAGAUACCCUUGACAUUCAAGAAGAAGAUUUUUAUGAAUCAUUGUAUAAUGAUAGUCGAGCAAAAUUUAAUACUUUCGUGGCAGCAGGAACAGCAACGAGUAAUUAUGCACACAUAUUUGACCUUUUGAUUCGCUUGAGACAGGCAGUUAAUCAUCCAUAUCUCGUUGUAUAUUCUAGAACUAAUGUCAUAAGUUGUGGAAGCAUUGAUGGUACUGAUAAUAAUAACGAACAUGCAUGUGGAAUUUGUCAUGAGCCAGCUGAAGAACCUGUGGUUACCUCUUGCGAGCACACAUUUUGUAAGGCCUGCAUUAUUGGUUUUGCCAAUGAUUUUUCGAAGCUUGUCUCAUGUCCUUCUUGCUCAAAGAAGCUCACCAUUGACUUUAGCACAAAUCUGGCUGGUAGAGAUCAAACCAUUAAAAAUACAAUUAAGGGGUUUAAAUGUACAAGUAUCCUUAACAGAAUACAACUGGAGAAUUUUCAGACGAGCACAAAAAUAGAAGCUUUGAGAGAAGAAAUCAGGUUCAUGUUAGAACGAGAUGGAUCUGCCAAAGGAAUCGUUUUUAGCCAAUUCACGUCAUUUUUGGAUCUAAUAAACUAUUCCUUAACAAAGUCUGGUAUUACCUGCGUUCAACUAAUUGGAAGCAUGUCCUUGCCACAAAGAGAUGAUGCUAUUAAGAGAUUCAUUGACGAUCCAGAUUGCAAGAUUUUUCUAAUGAGCUUAAAAGCUGGAGGGAUUGCUCUCAAUCUCACUGUGGCAUCGCAUGUGUUCAUCAUGGACCCUUGGUGGAAUCCUGCUGUGGAACGACAAGCACAAGACAGAAUCCACCGAAUUGGACAAUAUAAGCCUAUCAGAAUUACGAGAUUCGUUAUUGAAAACUCUAUUGAGGAGAGGAUUUUGAAGCUGCAAGAGAGAAAAGAACUGGUAUUUGAAGGAACUGUAGGUCGCUCUAACGAGGCCUUGGGAAAAUUAACCUUGGACGACAUGAGAUUUCUGUUUAUUUGACCAAGUUCACGAAAGAAAAAAAAAAAAAAACAAAAACUAAUACCUGCGCG